CCGCCCCCACCGGUGGCCUGUGGUUGUGUUGUGCGGCGGUGUUGACGCAGCCGGCGCCGGUGAGUGUGAAGCGCUGACGGGACGCUGGUGGAGAGAAGCCGUCGGCGCACAGAGCUCAGUGAAGUGUGUCUGCUGCAGCGAGUACAACACUGGAUUACCAACACACAGAGAGCUCUCCAGCAGAGGGCAGUGUAAGACCGAGAGCAUCCCCCAUCCCACGAGGUCCUCGAUCAGUCUGCGCUGUCAGGAUCACUCCUCUGAAAACCAUGAAAGGCUCUCCUGACCUGAUUCCUGCCGCAGAUCUGGACCCCAGCAGAGUGUGCAAGGGGAAAGGAGUCGUGACUCUACGGGCCACCCUCGUCCACAUAGAUGAUGAGGGCUGCAUCAGCGAGGAGCCAAACGUCAUCACAGCGCCAAGUGGCUGGACAAGCCAGAUUAAUGGAGACAGCUCUAAAGCAGGAUUGGCUGAGGGAGGCAGCAACAUCACAGCUGAUUUACCCCCUGUAAACAACACUCAGUGCCAGGCCAACUCACCAGAAAGCCUAAAAGAAAACCAGGCUCCUUCCUCCACUGACUUUCAGAACUGCAUCACAUCGUCCAGCUCCGUCUACCCCAGCACGAGCACAGUUAACCCCACCAUAGUCCUGCUGCAGCACAACAGAGACCCAACUCCAGAACGGGACAAAAGCCCCGAUCCUGGCAGAGACUCAGUGAGUCCUGUCCCUGAUAUGGACGGGAAGAGGCUGCGACUAUCACUGCACUCCCCUGUCCUCAGUCCUCUCAACAAGCCCAUUGUGCCUGUACGGAACACUGAAAAGUCCAAAGACUGGUAUAAGACAAUGUUCAAACAGAUACACAAAAUACCCGAGCCUAUUGAGGAAAACCCUUACCGCCCCACCUACAUUUUCCCCGAGAACAUUGACAUUCAGAUGAAAUCAAAAGAUGAUGGUCCCACUCCCUUUGGUUACUUGGAGGAUGUGAAACCGGUCCCACGCUCGAAAAGCGACGCCGCGGUCGAUUCGAGAGCCCGGUCGAUGCCGGUGCCGACACGGUCCUCUUCCCUCAGACCCACCACCAAAAGGAACGAGUGGGAGCCCCCGGAUAAGAAGGUAGACACCAGGAAGUACCGCGCCGAGCCCAAGAGCAUCUUUGAAUACGAGCCGGGGAAAUCGUCGGUGCUGAAGCUGGAGAGAACGACUCAGGAUGUAAGUCCAGAAGAUGUAGAUUUAGAGAAUGAGCCUUGGUAUAAAUUCUUUUCAGAGAUGGAGUUUGACAAAGCGAGUGCCCCCUCUUUCAGCCCCCUGGAAACAGCCUCCGACCUGCAGCAGUACUCCUCGAGCAAGUCCGGACACAGCGAGGUGGAGAAGGACAGAGGAUCAUCCACAGGCGAGCCCGCGGCUCCAGAAUGCGACCGCCAUGUUUACAAGAGCGUCCUGGAGGGCGGCGACAUUCCCUUACAAGGUCUACGGGCCCUAAACAAGCGCCACGGCAGCUCCUCCUCCUCUAAAGUGGAUUAUAAAGGUGGGAAUGGCUAUAUAAUUUCACCCUGCUCCUCUGUAAAUAGUCGAUCGGUUCUUGCCAGUAAUGCAAUAGGUAACCAGUGUAAGAGUAAGAAGCCUCUCUCUGCUGCCAAAGCCUGCAUACCCCAAAUCCUGCCUUCUAAGUUCAAGCCCAAGCUGCUGCCGCCCAGUGGUGACAGUCAGGAGAGCAGGACUAAAGCUGUCAGGCACCCAAAGGCCCACAGCUGCGAGGACCUGUACACCGGGCCAUGUGACUCGGACUUUGCCGGAGCAGAGGAGACGGAGAGCGGUCAGUGCUCGGACUCCAAGUCCAGCUGUGGCGGCGAGUGCACGGACGGCCUCAGGAAUGUUUCCCCCGCCAUCAGGAGGAGCACGUCCGAGUUUUCCAGCCUGUACAGGAGCAUGCAUCACAUCCAGAGGCCCAGCUCGGUCGGCUGCAGCCCCCACGGCAGCGUCCGGAGCCUGGCCUCCCUUUUUGAGAAGACGAAGGCCGACGGGGGCGAGAGGUCAGAGGGCGAGGACGGGGAUAACAUUCCACGGGAUGCGGUGUCGUCACGGGUCAACGAGUUUGAAAUGAUCAUCCAGAGGUCCAGCUCGGCGCCCAGCCGCUCCUCCUCCCUGCCCACCCUGAACUCCAGCCACAGCCACAGCCCCGACCACGUCCCCGCCCACCUCUACAUGGCGUCUGCGGUGUCAGCAGAGUCCCUCCUGGUGGCCGACGCCGCCCAGACGGAUGCCUGCUCCCCACCGGAGGCAGAGGGCAAGAGCUCCGGGGAGGAGGCCGUGUCGCCGAGCAGCGUGGCGGUGGAGGAGGCCGCUUCCUCCUCGGAUGACGGACACAACAUCAGGGCUGAGUCGCCGUCCAACACUGAGGCCGAGGUCGAGCAGAUCUUCAGUAAAGGCUCCCCAGAACUGAUCCACCAAAACGACGGCGCAUCAAAGAGUCCGGUAGCACGGCUCACAGCGUCCCCACCGCAACACAACCACCUCCACCACCACCACCACCUCCUGCACCACCUGAACCACCAGCUCCUCCUCAAACCCAGCAAAUGCAAAGGCUCCUGCCCGGCCUCCUACACCCGCUUCACCACCAUCCUCAGGCACGAGAGGCAGCAGGCCACGACCCAACAGGAGAGGCUGCCGCCCCCGGAGAAGAAGACCACGCUGCCCGGAAACCUCUUCCUCAUGGGCCCCACUCCCUUCAGGCCGCGUAGGAACCUGCAGUCCCAGCAGACUCGGAGAACCCUGUUAGCCACCAAGGUGACUAUGAGCACCCAGAGGCCCUGCAGCCUCUCCCCCGAGCCCAGGCCUCUGAUCCCUCAGCGCCUGUCCUCCCUGGAGGUCUUGGAGAGGCUGAGUAACGGAGAAGGAGGCAACACUGACCACCUGAGUAACGGGCAGGGCUUGGACGCCAACGGGAACCUACUGCAGCCGCUGGCAGCUCACCGCAGAGACUCGUCCCCAGCUCACGGGGAGAGCCAGGAUGAAGUGCUGCGGAGGCGUCACGGGGACAAAGAGAAAAUCUUGGAGGAGCAGCGGCGGCUGAAGCGGGAACAGGAAGAGGCUGACACGGCGUCGAGGCGACACACAGGCAUCGUCCCGACGCACCACCAGUUCAUCACCAACGAGCGCUUCGGAGACCUGCUCAACAUCACAGAUAACACAGACAAAAGGAAAUCGGGCGUUGAGAGAACUCCAGCCAUGGCUCGCUUUGACUUCAGAGCAGAAACUCUAAAGGAGUUACCGUUUCAAAAGGGAGACAUCGUGUACAUCAUUCGACAGGUGGAUCAGAACUGGUUCGAAGGGGAACAUCACGGAAGAGUCGGGAUUUUCCCUCGAAGUUACGUUGAGCUCCUUCCCCCCACAGAAAAAGCCCAGCCAAAGAAAAGUGCCCCAGUUCAGGUCCUGGAAUACGGCGAGGCCGUCGCCCGCUUCAACUUCACCGGGGACACAGUGGUGGAGAUGUCCUUCAGGAAGGGAGAGAGGAUCACGCUAAUCCGUCGAGUCGAUGAGAACUGGUACGAAGGCAAAAUCUCAGGCACCAACCGCCAAGGCAUCUUCCCCGUCACCUACGUAGAAGUGCACAAAAGACCCCGCGUCAAAAACGGCGUGGAGUAUCCCGACCCUCCCGUCAGCCAGUCGCCACAGCGCAGCACCAACGCCUCUCCUCAGCUGUAUCGUAAUCGCCUCACCACCUCCCCCCUGCCCCUCCCUCGCUCCCCCCGCCGCUCCGUGUCCCCCGAGGUCCACGCCGUCUCCUCCGAGUGGAUCUCCCUGACGGUGGGAGGAGGGAGCCCCCCCGCCGCCCCUACCCCUCCCCUGCCGCCGCUGCCCACCGUGUCCUACCGCUGCGGCGAGUACCUGCCCCCGCCUUUCUCCGCCAGCCCCGUGCCUCCCAUCACCGGCAGCCCGUACUGCGUCUCCCCCAUGGCCUCCCCGUCCGUCUCCCCCCUGCCCCCGCCGUACCCGCCCAGACCCAGCUCCACCACCCCCUUCCUCACAUUCACCCCGCCGCAGGGCGAGGACUUCCUGCUCUCCCCGCCCUCCCAGCGGCUGUCUCGCAGCGUCAGCCCCUGCGGCGGGCCGGUGCUGGAGGGCUGGCUGAGGGGGGAGAAGGAGUUGACAGAGGGGGAAGGCACAGAGGGGGACAGGGGCCGCGCAGCCCGGGGCAGCAGGCGAAAUAGCCCUGCAGAGUUUGUGAAGAAUGAAGCCGACCAUCAUGGGCGGAGCUCCAGGAGCCCUGUGAUGCUGUUUGACAUCCAGGAUAACAACAAUGUUAACUCAUUUGCGGAGGCAGUGUGUAAUGAGAUCUUGAAUAUAGCUGAGACCUCGGUGAGGUACUGCAGCACCCUGUCCCACCACCCUCAUGACUCUGUCCAUAGACUGCACCCCCACCCUAGUAAACAAUCUUUCAUCAUUUCCCAGCAACCCCAGUCCCACAGCAGCAGUCCGGAGCCGGGUCGUCUCAGCUGUGGAAUUUUCCAGGCUCUGUACAGUUACGUGCCGCAGAACGACGACGAGCUGGAGCUGCAGGAGGGCGACCUCGUCAGCGUCAUGGAGAAGUGCGAUGACGGCUGGUUUGUCGGAACCUCGAAGAGGACAAAACAGUUUGGGACUUUCCCGGGGAAUUACGUGAAGGAGGUGAAACUGUAAAGACGUCUAAUCUGGCUGUAACACGCGGUUGCCUGUCAAGCUUGGGAAGUCAUUACUAUCACGCAUGGCUGUUGGUUUAGAAUAGUCGUUUAUCCAGGCGAAUCCAUUUUGUCUGGGGGUGGGGGAGGCAGGGGAGAGUGGGAGGGGGGUGGCAAGUGAUCAGUCCGGCCUGAGGUAUGUCAAAGAGCACGAGGCGAAGACGGGAGGCGGCUCACUGCCCAAACCUCGAUCACAUUUCACACACUUUUGGUGACAGAAAACGUCCAUCUCCACACGCAGGAUUCCUUCUAUCACAAAUCUAGCUUUUACUGUACAGAUAAUAGCCUCCAUGUCAUUUUACAGUACACAAGUGUUUACGUAGCACCUCAGUCUUGGAGGGCCCGGCAGCAGAGCGGUGUUUAUGGAUCAAGGAGAGGAUCUUAUUAACCUGAACUGGACUUUGGAGGAUGCAAAGAAUGCAUAUUUUGUGUGUGACGGAGCUGUUUGUCACGAGCUACCUUCCAGGACCAGAGGUGUUUAACAAGAUUAGCUAAAAAAAAGAUUUAAAACCUUCAGUGUUUGGAGUCUCCUCAGUUUCAGAUUUAAGAAUUUGCCUUAUGUACGACUCACUGUAAAGUCAGUAUCGGCUCCUUUUCAGUUACAUUUAAAAAGCUUUAGAUACCGGUUCAGUAUUGCCUUCAUUUUCUAUCCAAAGGUUGUUAUACAACAGUUAUUACAGUCAUGUGCAUGACUAGAAACAGUAAAAUGUUGAAGUGUGCUUUUAGCUUCUCUUUUUCCUCACGUCAACAACACGUGGACGGUGUCGCAUGUCUCGUAGAAGCUGUUUAUUUGUCCUCCUCUGUGUGUUUGCUGAUGCCUGUGAGGUAGCUGCCUGGCUUCAGCUCAACCACAGGACAGGCGUGGUAGCACUUAACUUCCUGUUUGGUGAUUUAGGGAGAUCCCACCUUAAAGAAGAUAAUAGAAGAUUAAUCAGCGACGACACAGCGUUUGAAGUGAAAGCCAGAGAGGUGUCUUAGAGAAUAAUCAUACUGAUUUUUUUUAAAAAAGAUUUUAACCCGCGCCCUUACUGACAAGACUGUAUGUUUAGCCAUGUAAAUGUGUACAGAGAACUUUAAGAGGCCUUCUAGAUAUGGCUGCAUAUUUUCAUAUGUGAUGACGACGACAGUCAGUGGAUUGAAAGGACAGCAUGCACUGAGAUCGACAAAUCAAAUCGGAGCAUGAAACCCUAUCAUGUUAACGUAGAGGAAACAGAAGCGAUGACAGAGCUGCUCUCUGAGCUUCGUCUUCCACCUGAUGGAAGAGACUGGUUUGAAUUCGGUUAUCAAAGCAUCAGAGGAGAAGAGAUCUCCCACAUCUCCAGUAGUAGCUAUUGUUUAUUCAUCAGAUUCCUCGUUGUCAUCGAUGUGAUCAUCAGUCCUGUCAAAUCGCACUUUCUCAGCUCUUGUCACGACCUGCUCCGAGCUGCAGGCGGGUGUAGUUUGUAGGGAAAUUGCUGCAAAAGUAUUUUAAAAGCCAGAUCCCGUUUUUUUCCCAGUUUCCAAUCAAACGGUGCCAGACUAUCAGCGAUCCUACCUUUUAGUGUAGCUCUGACACACAAUCUGAGGCGCCAUGUGAAGAGUAGACAGAUAAAACAGUAACACUCUGUAGAUUUAAAGGCGUUUGUUUACUAUGACUUUGUUUUUAUGCACAGACAAACCAACCACAGACAGACGAAGUGAAAACUCGAACGUUCUUAAAAACCUGCUCAAACUUAACUGUUUGAGGAAAAAACAAACGUUCAGCCGAUUCAAACGUAUCUCUUGUCAUUGCUAACCAUUGUUAGCAUUAACAGUUGAUAACAACGCUCUACAAACAGAUAAAAACUGAGCAGUACCAUGUGUAUGAUUGACUUUAAUUAACAUUAGCAGAGUGCUCACUGUUGUUGAUGUGAGAAUUCUUAUGUCGGGGGUUGGUGGGUUUUCUCCGACUUUCUGAGUUGGAAAUACGACUUCAGGGGACGUUCCAGUUGAGACUUCUGUCUAGGAAUUCAGAAAUUCCUACUUGUACAACUUGAACGCACCACAAAAACUGACCAGACCUCCAGACUCCUCUAGAUCCCAGUGUGAUCCACAGAUCCAGAUAACGUCCAGAUGAAUCCCAGGACAGCAGAACAUUGUAUUUCCUCUUCGCCUGUCAGUGAUUUGAAUGUUGCUGAUCAAUGAAGUUUAAUAAUCAAUGAAGUAAAUUAAUUUAACAGAACUCAGUAGCAGUGUUUCAUCCUCUCUGUUUGCUGAGACAGAACCAGGUGUUGGUUAACAAUCCUGCCAACAUCAGCGAGGAAUUAUUGUCUCAGCAGGAUAAAACAAAACAUAAUAUAUUGUGGGUUUGCUUGAUGUAACGUUCAGGUGUUUUGUUACACCACAAAGCAUGUUCACGUUGUUUUUCUCUUCUGCCGCUGCUGGCUAAACAUUUUUUUUUUCCUGUGUAACUCCAGCUCCUCAUGAAUGUGCUGAUCAGUCGGGAGUCUGUUGGUUUUUUCUUCCACGACAGAACAAAAGGAGAGAGGUGUUGUUCUGUCUCAAACAAAUAAUCACUCAGUUUAGGUCGUUUCUGUGAUACUGUGCUCUCUGUAAAACAUCACAGGAUGUAUGAAUGUAUGAAUAUAUGAAUGUGGCGCAGACUGUGUACACAUAAUUUGUAUAAAAAAAGAAAAAUAAAUCUUGAGUGACUGAGCAGCACGGCACAAGAAGGACUGUAAAUAUGUAAAAUAAAAUAUAUACUGCGAGCGACAGGAGUGUCUCGGUGUCUCGCAGCGGUUUAUUUACCUGAAGGAUUUUUUUGUUUGUUUGUUUUUUGGCAAAGCACAGAGUGGAGCAUUUACUGAGCACAGGAAGUUUGACGCAUAUGAACAUUACGCUGCCAUUUGUGAGGAUCAUAAUGCCUUAUGUCAGAUGCAAAAAUCGUGCCUCAUUUUCAUUUAAUUCUUGUUUUGUUUUUUUGGUUUUCGACUCUCACUGAAAUGUAUCCAUGACAUAUUUAAUGUAACCAUGGUUUUCCCACAAGUCCUAGUCUCUGUGAUUGGGAGAACAUGUACUAAAAAAAACUUGUCUGUGCAAGUACCUAAAAAGUGUGACACAAUGCUUCAACCUUAAUGAUUAAUAAUGAUAAGAAUGGACUAGUUUAAUGGGACGCACAACCCGCAACAGGUUUGGUUGGUUUGUUUUGCUUCAAUUUGCAGUGCUGUUACAUUGACAAUAUUAAAAUAAAGAUACUAUCUAUACACUGCUGUGACUUCGGUAUUAUGCAAUAUUUAAUAAACCAUUUAAACCAUG
Lates calcarifer (barramundi perch) is the source of this 7984-nucleotide messenger RNA. Its product is annotated as sorbin and SH3 domain-containing protein 1. The coding region runs from base 267 to 4673 and encodes 1468 amino acids. Gene Ontology annotation, biological process: cell-substrate adhesion. The transcript has 27 exons. Gene Ontology annotation, cellular component: cytoplasm; cell-substrate junction; nucleus. The record is from RefSeq and is a predicted model, not a curated record. NCBI's taxonomy places the organism in Eukaryota, Metazoa, Chordata, Actinopteri, Centropomidae. Gene Ontology annotation, molecular function: protein binding.